CCGCUCCGUGUUUUUCAGAGCUCCAGCGCCGGGUUUUGCGCCGCACUGGCCGCUGGGACUCUGGGAGGAAGUGCAGCUCUCAGAAGAGCCUGAAUUUCACUUCACGACGCGCCGUGGGGCUCAGCUCACACACAAGCACUAAAACAAGAAAAUACUAGCAUAUUCCCAUCUGGAUUAACCACAGGGAAACCUCAAGAAGCACUCUUCCCCGGAGGCUCUGCGUGGAGCCGGACUGGAGGCUUUUAUGCGGACGGAUAUUGUGUUUUUGUUGAGUGAUGUCGGAAGAGAUGAAGACUUGGAUCUGCGACCCAAACACGGAUGGAAAAGAAAAGAGUGGUUUCUUUCGGUAAAAGCGUCGAAAAAUCUAAACCUAAAUCUCUUUGGGAGGAAAGCGCGUUUUGAAGAGUAGAGCGAAGCGUGUUUGGGUUAAAAGCCACGUCGUGUUGUUGUUUUUUUUCUGUCGAAACUCGUCCAUAUAAGCGGAGUUCGAGACGCACAGCCAUGCAUAUGAAGUUCCGCAAGAUCUAGCGCACAGAUUCCAGCUUUAACGCGUGUUUUUUGUGUACUGAAACACCACAGUAGAGCGUUUUUUCAGUGUUUACUUGUCUCGAGGGUUUCAUCGGACCACGUUUUGUGACACCACUCGAUUAUUAUUAUUUUUUUGUUUUUAGAAAAAGGAAACUCGGAUUGCUGUCGUUCACAUUUGCUUAUUUCCUUUUCUAGCGCCCCCCCUCUCAUCUGUAAGGUUACAGUAGAGCAGUAUCUCACAGCACACCUCGUAUUAUAUAAAUAAAGUGUCGAGCAAGCAAAUCCAUUUUUGUUACCGAGAGGAACUGCUGUGCUUCGCACGGCACAAUGCAACAGACUUGUCACUUUAAAAAUAAAACAGCGCAGUUUAAUUUCUCCCGUUUAAUUGGCUUGUGAGAUCAAGGAGAUCAGCAAACAGGAGUGACAGGCGGAUCUCGAGCAUCUAAAAUGGGGAUUUGUUUGUGAGAUCUGCAGGGUUUGACGCUCAGAUCUUCAAUUUUCGCGGAUUUGGAUGCAAACCGCGUCGCAUCGACAGCCGUUAUUUAUGUUUCUCCACGCAGAUUUCCACCAUCUUUAAGAAGAGGAGGAUGCUAUAUGUGUAUGAAACCCUUAUUAUAAGUGUGCUAAAUGUGAUUGAACGUUAGCGCAUACUAACGUCAACCGUCCGUUUUUUGCUUUAUUUUUAAACCACAAGGAUACCCCGCUCGUUGACAUAGCGUCAGUUGUCGGUUUUAACGGUCGUUUUGGCUAUCUUGAUUUAGUGGUCAGUUCGUUAUUCACCCGCCAUCAGUAUAGCUCGAUUUAACGUCAUUUUUUGACGGUGUUUCUACCGGUGGCAGGUGGGUCGUUCUCGGUGAACUCACCCAAAGGGGGUGGGUGCUGGAUGGGGGGCUUCUGCAGGCUUCCAUCGCUUAAUCGAUAUCAUCACCAUCUAGAAGAAGUGUUAUUAUUUUGGAGGUGAUGCCACGCACGUAUGUUCUUCUUCCUCCUCAGUGAAAACAGAAGCCAUUUCUGCAACUCCACUGGAUCUGCUUCAUACACAAGCACGCCGUACAUUUAUUCUGUGGAUUUUUGUCUCAUUAUGGUUGAUUUCUGAGAGACUUCAGAAGGGGAAAAACACGACUAUUAAAACCCCGAGGCUGGAAUAGAUGUUCGCGCCUCUCUCGCGCAUCAACAUCAUCAUCUUCUUCAUCAUCAGAUCGGCUCCCGCGCUUGUCUCGUGCUGAGUCCGCCCGCGCGCGCACCAUCACCGGCCCUCGCGCUCCCGCACGGCCGCCUCCGGUACCGUUAGCGACUCGGUUCGACCCAGAGGGCGAAGAUGGCGGACCUCGAAGCAGUUCUCGCCGACGUCAGUUACCUGAUGGCGAUGGAGAAGAGCAAAUCGACUCCAGCGGCCCGCGCGAGCAAGAAAAUCAUCCUCCCCGAACCCAGUAUUCGAAGUGUCAUGCAGAAGUAUCUGGAGGAAAGGGAUGAACUGGCGUUUGACAAAAUCUUCAACCAGAAGAUCGGUUUCCUCCUCUUCAAGGAUUUCUGCAUGAACGAGAUCGACGAGGCCGUUCCGCAGCUCAAGUUUUACGAGGAGAUUAAAGAGUACGAGAAGUUGGACUCAGAAGAGGAGAGGCUAACUCGCAGUCGACAGAUUUAUGACGUCUACAUAAUGAAGGAGCUGCUUUCAUGUUCACAUCCCUUCUCCAAGAAAGCCGUCGACCAUGUCCAGACUCACCUAGCAAAGAAACAAGUUCCUCCAAAUCUCUUUCAGCCAUAUAUUGUUGAAAUCUGUGACAGUCUUCGAGGGAAUAUCUUUCAGAAGUUCAUUGAAAGUGACAAGUUUACACGUUUCUGCCAGUGGAAGAAUGUAGAGCUCAACAUCCAUUUGACAAUGAAUGACUUCAGCGUGCACCGCAUCAUCGGCAGAGGAGGCUUUGGAGAGGUUUAUGGAUGCAGAAAGGCAGACACGGGGAAGAUGUAUGCUAUGAAGUGUCUGGAUAAAAAGCGUAUCAAAAUGAAGCAGGGAGAAACUCUGGCGCUUAAUGAGAGAAUCAUGCUGUCGCUGGUCAGCACCGGGGACUGCCCGUUCAUAGUGUGUAUGACAUAUGCCUUCCACACCCCUGAUAAACUGUGCUUCAUCCUGGACCUGAUGAACGGUGGAGACCUCCACUAUCACCUGUCUCAGCACGGCGUCUUCAGCGAGAAGGACAUGCGCUUUUAUGCAGCGGAGAUCAUUCUGGGCCUCGAACACAUGCACAACCGCUUCGUCGUCUACAGAGACCUCAAGCCUGCGAAUAUCCUCUUAGAUGAGCACGGACACGUCCGCAUCUCUGACCUGGGUCUGGCCUGUGAUUUCUCCAAGAAGAAGCCUCACGCCAGCGUAGGGACUCAUGGCUACAUGGCACCUGAGGUUCUGCAGAAGGGAACGGCGUACGACAGCAGCGCCGACUGGUUCUCUCUGGGCUGCAUGCUGUUCAAACUCCUGCGAGGGCACAGUCCAUUCAGGCAGCACAAGACCAAAGACAAACACGAGAUCGACCGCAUGACGCUUACCAUGAAUGUGGAGUUGCCUGAUUCCUUCACUCCCGAGCUCAAGUCUCUCCUGGAAGGACUCCUACAGCGAGAUGUGGCCAAACGAUUGGGCUGCCUGGGACGAGGGGCGUCAGAGGUGAAGGAGCACGUGUUCUUCAAGGGAAUCGAUUGGCAGCAGGUUUAUCUCCAGAAGUAUCCUCCACCACUCAUCCCCCCCAGAGGAGAGGUCAACGCUGCGGACGCCUUCGACAUCGGCUCCUUCGACGAAGAGGACACCAAGGGAAUCAAGCUUCUGGACAGCGAUCAGGAGCUGUAUAAGAACUUUCCGCUGGUGAUCUCCGAGCGCUGGCAGCAGGAGGUGGCCGAGACCGUGUAUGAAGCUGUGAACAGCGACACGGAUAAAAACGAGGCUCGCAAGAGGGCCAAAAACAAGCAGCAAGGCCACGAAGAAGAUUACGCGCUGGGGAAGGACUGCAUCAUGCACGGCUACAUGCUAAAGCUAGGAAACCCCUUCCUGACGCAGUGGCAGCGGCGCUAUUUCUAUCUGUUCCCCAACCGUGUGGAGUGGAGAGGUGAAGGAGAGUCUCGGGAAUGUUGGACUAAAACGUUAAAAAAACAUAAAUUCAAGCAAAACCUGCUGACCAUGGAGCAUAUCGUGACGGUGGAGGAGACGCAGAUCAAGGACAAGAAGUGCAUCCUGCUGAGGGUUAAAGGAGGGAAGCAGUUCGUCCUGCAGUGUGAGAGCGACCCAGAGUUCGUCCAGUGGAAGAAGGAGCUGACCGAAGCGUUCACCGAGGCCCAGAAGCUGCUGCGUCGAGCUCCUAAAGUCAUCGGCAAGGGCAGAACUAACGUGGUGGAGCUCUCCAAACCUCCGCUCACACACCGCAACAGCAACGGCCUGUGAUCCGCUUCUCCUGCACCUGAUCCACUCUUCAUCCUCACACACACACACACACACUUACACACACGCACACACACACACUUGCUUGUCCAAUCCGGAAGCUUCUGCUGGAUUGUGCCCUGCUGUUCCUCAAUAGUUUGUGAAUUAAAUGCGCACACGCACUCGCAGACACGGAUAAUGAUCAUCAGCGGUGCAGGCUGGGAAACUGCACUCGUUUCUCCUCCAAUCUUCUCCUGGCAUGCUCAGACAUGAAAAAAAGUGGCUAACUUUAAUCCUCCAUAAGCGGCAGAUCGACUGUAUGAACACCUCUGCUGCGGGAAACAGAAGCCGAGAGAGCUCUGAUCCAGUGGAUGGAGAUGACUGAUAUUUCUCCUGUCGUUCUUCAAGGAAACGCUGUUGACUGCCAUUCCUGAAGCGCACACACUGCACCACUGUCUGUCAACGAUGU
Molecule: messenger RNA, 4397 nt
Organism: Danio rerio (zebrafish)
Lineage: Eukaryota; Metazoa; Chordata; Actinopteri; Cypriniformes; Danionidae
Source: RefSeq, a predicted model, not a curated record